CAGGAUAAGAGGGGAGGGGGGAUACAGAGCCCUGAGAGACAGGCCAUUUCUGGUUAUAAGCCUGUCCCAGCAGACUCUCACAGACCUCAAAGUCCAGCCCUCCAGGCUGUCACCCACAAAUCCUAACUCCUUUCCCAGGAGAAGCAGUUCAUCCUUCCUUCAUAAAACCCCAGGAGUGCUGAUCUGAACCCUCAGACUGAAAGCUACAUCUUACUCAGAACCCAGCCUUGCCCUUUCGGAAGAACUACACUGGGUCUAACCAAGGAGCCCAAGUUGGGCUUGCUUGGCGUCAUGUCUAAGUGUUCCUCACUGUUACUGCUGCCACUGCUCCUGGUUCUUUCUUUAUUCUUCACAGAAGGCUCUGGACAAACGAGAGCCAGGAAUUUGACUGAUCCCAAAUGUCCACCCCGGAACAAGAACUUUGCAGGAACAACAGGACACAUAUGCCAGAAGAGCUGUGAACGCCGUAGAUGCGCUAGAAGCAGGAACUGCCUAUGUGAUGGACACUGUGGAUUGAGCUGCAUUUCUCCAGGCUUGAGUUGUCCUUGGCCAGUGAAAAUUCAAAAUGCUGAGACACAACUGGCCGAGGAAUCUAAUAUGUUUGGGGACUUCAUGAAAGUGGUGUGUAAACCUGGAUUCAGAAUGGCUGAUGGGGAGGACAGAGCCAUGAGUCGCUGCCAAGGAGAUGGGAACUGGAGCUUCACUGCACCUUGUACAGAUGUUCUUGAUCUCUCAUAUUUUUGCAAACCUCCACCAAAGAUUGAAAAUGGAUUCCAUGAAGAUGGCCUUUUUACCAUAGGGAAGGAAGUGCGUUACUGGUGUGAUUAUGGAUACCGUCUAGAAGGGGCCAGCUCUCUCUUUUGCCAAGAGAACAAGGAAUGGUCACAUCCAGCUCCAACCUGUCACUCUGUUAACUGCUCCCGUCCCCCCAAUGUUGCUCAGGCAACCCUAGUUGCUGUGCAUCAGUCUGAAUAUCCGGUGGGAACCGUGAUCUAUUACUUGUGUAAAAAGGACUUCUUCUUGGAUGGCUCCAACAGAGUUGUCUGCCUGGAGAAUGGAAGCUGGUCCCAACUACCCUACUGUAGAGCUCGCUGUCACAUCACUGCCCAGAGGAGUCGGGUGGUCUACCAUGGGCGCAAGCUCUGGAUCAAUGAGAUUCCAGAUGGUUUGGUCCAUCAUGGUGAAAUUGUCAGAUUUUUUUGCCGUAGUCAAAACAAGACAUGUAGUUUUCAGGCAGAGAGCCGCUGUUUCGAUGGUGUCUUGCCAUUGCCUGACUGCUAUGAUGAGCCCACCUAUUUGCAAUAUCACUUUUUCCCCAAAAGAGUUGUGUCUGAAAUGCCAUCUUGUUGAACACCAUACAAGACAUCAAUUUCCCCUACAACAUGGCUCUUUCUCCUUGUUUUGGCUUAAAGGCAUCCUUGAGAUGCAAAAAAGACAUGUGGAAAAGAGAAGAAUCAAUACAAGGAAACAGAAAUCCACUACAUUUAAAAGAGAAGGAAGACCCAAGAAGUUAGAUGCUGUGGAUAAUACCCUAAAAAUCAACAGCUAGACAUUUUAUAUUGCUCUUUGGUGAGCACAGAGAUGGUUUGCAGGCCAUCCAAACUGAUACAUCAAUUUCCCCUUACAUCUAAUUUAUCUUACUUUUGGGGACCAUAUGGAUGGAUUGGUAAGUCAGCACCAAAAUAAUGAUCCCACCAGAGGCCUUUUUAAACAUGACAGCAGCUUUAUCUGAAGUCCACAAAGUGUAACGAUGCCUAGUGACUUUUUAUAAUGCAAGUAAAGCACUGAGUGAACUUCUGCAUACGUAUAAAGUUAACUGCAGUCAUCUGAAAAAGUAGCCCUAGAAGGACAGAUCUGUACUGUUACUUGUCCAGAUGAAACUGCUUAGCCUAGAAAAGCAAUAGCCUUCUCAGCUUUGUGAGCAUGUGAAGUGAAGGCAGAAUAAAUCUGAAUCAUUAACUUUCUGCUGUGCAAGUCAUAAUUUUUGGAGUACAUUAGCAAUUUUGAUACUUAGAAAAAAAUUCCUCAUGGAUAAAAGAGAUUGUACCAAAGGAAAUGAAGAAGAAAAAAGAAAAAGAAUUCAAGGUUACGGUCCUUUUGGGGAGUAAACCCAAUGGAACUUGGUGAGAGAUUUGCUUUGUGGCAAUUAUAUAUAAGAUUUUUUUUUGUGCAGCAGGUGAAACAAUUGAUUGUGACCUCUGGUUGGUUUUGCUACUGCAAACAAAGCUGAUAUCAGUAUUAAAACUGGGAAGGCACAACAUUUGCAACAGGUUGCGCUGUUGGCAUGUGCAUGAUCUGCUAAAGGUAUGAACAUUAAAAUAAAGCAGAAGAGAAAUAAGGAUGAGAUGAGAACAGAUUUAUAGCAGAUAACCUUGGGCAUUUGUGUAAAUUGACUUGUACAUAAUAAACUGCACUUGUUAUAUAAAAUUGUGAUCCAAUGCUCAUUGGGU
Pogona vitticeps (central bearded dragon) is the source of this 2450-nucleotide messenger RNA. RefSeq names its product beta-2-glycoprotein 1. The record is from RefSeq and is a predicted model, not a curated record. NCBI's taxonomy places the organism in Eukaryota, Metazoa, Chordata, Lepidosauria, Squamata, Agamidae.